AUGGAAAAGGGCCCAGAACCUGGGAGUUUGACUCAACAGGAUGGGCUGGAACUCAUCAGCGUUACUAAGGACGAAUAUAAUAGAUCAAAGAUGUUUAUUGAGAGCCCGGAUGCUAUUAUGGAUGAUUCCGUUUUUUAUCAUAUCAAGAAGGUAAUAUCAUAUCUCUAUUGUCAAGAUAACAUUGAACUUGACUCUAAUAAAAAUUUGGGUAAUAAACAUGUUGGUAAAACAACUGAUGAGUUUGUGAAAAAGUUAAAUAGAAAUGUUUUGAACACACUUGUCGAUGGUUAUGUUGGCUAUUCUUGGCUUUGUGAAGUUUGUGCCUGCUGGAUUGACGAAUUCACCAACUUUAAUAAGGGUUCUUGCAAUUCUGGACUAAAAGAUGAGAAGAUAUUUCACGGAGGAACAGUGAACAUUAUAAAUGAAGCUCUUAUAUCCUAUUUGACAACAAAAUAUGAUACAGAAAAAAUGCGUGUGUAUAUGGAAGACAAGGGAAAUCACGGAAGUUGGAAUCCACCUGAAUUAUAUUGGAAUCUAAUGAAGUCACCUAUGGUAGUAUCGCAAAUGUUAAAGAUUUACAGGGAUAAACCGAAGGAUGAAUUUUUAUCAUCCUGGUAUCAAGAUUAUAUGAAUAAUUUCAAUUCUUACAUCAAAAUGGAAAAAAAUGGAUUGAAAAAUGAAGGAUUAUCUCGUAUAACCAGUAAUUUUAGUGUUUUUACCCUAAGAAUAUCUGAAGAAAUAAGAAAAUUUUUAUUGAAGGAUGAACUGCUAGAUUCCAUUGAUUUUGAUACUUUUGGAUCAAUAAGUCCCUUGUUUUGGCAUGCUGAGAAUGCUUAUAUAUAUUCUCAGGCACUAUUACACUUUAUUUAUCAGUGGAGAAUUGAUUUGAGAGGUUGUAGAAGAUUAUCUCAACUUAUAUCUAAGGCUACACUUCAUCCAAAUAAUGAUUCACUCAAUACUACAAGCAAUAAUGAGCAUUUAUUAAUUGAUUGGUCCGUAUCCCAGAUUCAUUUACUGAUGACAAACUUCGCAAGAUUUCCGACUUUGCAUACAUCUUUUAAAAGACUAACGUCAGUUCAUCAAACUAAAAAUUCCCACCUAAACAGUCAAGAUGUAUGUGAUUUUUCCGAAGAAUUGACUAGAACAUUAAGUGCAUUUGAUAAAUAUGGGUUUUUGCUAUUUGAGCGCCAGCCAUCCGAACCGAAACUUAUAAAUUUAAAUGAAGACAAAGAUUCGACCCCUGAUGAAUUUUUUGACCAAUCAGUAUCUCAGUACGGUGAUACUAAAAAGAGAAAUGAGUAUAUGCGCCUAAGGAAUGCACCAGAAAUGCCACCACUGGAAGCAAUUCGUGAGAGUAAUUUGCUAAAUUUAUUGAUUGAUGAUUUCUCAAGUAAACACAUUAUUCUGGAUUCUUACAGUGUAAAACAAUACACAAAUUUACUCGCUUUGCUCACAAUAAUAUCACCAUAUGAAAUGCUCUACUUUCAUUACGAGGAGAAAAUUUGUAGCGUUAUCAAGAGAAUGCCUCAACGUGAGGUUUGGCAACAGUUUUACUUACCAAACGAUGAAGAUCCUUUGGAACAGAUGGAAAAUAACAGAGAUAAUGGUGUUGAAAAUAAUUUUGAUUAUGAAAGUUAUGAUUCAAAUUCUGAUAUAUUUGAUAUGGAACCCCCAUCCGUUAGUGAUGAUGAGAUAAAUAUAGAUGACCAAAUUUCUGAUUCUUCCUUACCUAGUGACAACCGAAAUAGUAGUAAGAGUCAUAGGUCAGGAAUACACAAAGCUUGGAAUAGUAAUACUAACUCUCCAGUGACAUCCUCAGACUCUAUCCUGUCCUCAAAGGAUCUAUCGCAAGUUACAGCAUAUCGAAUGGAUCAUAUUACUACUGAAAAAAUGGACGAUUCUUGUGAUAUUGGUAAAUUAGAUGAUGGAAAACACCCUGAUUAUGACAUUGAAAGUGAAUAUAUGGAAAUUAAAAGCACUCUAGAAAGUGCUAUAUACAAUAACCUCAAUGAAGAAAGUAGACUAGGACCUUCUAGAAAUAUAUCUAAGAAAAGAAUUGAUGAAAUGAGGGAUUUGUAUUCAUCAUUUAGAGCAAAAUUUAACAAGUUAAAAGUAGUAGCAAUGAAUGAAUUAUACCAGUUAUACUUCUUGAUUCGUAGCCAAGAGAAGAAUAGAGUGGAGUCUGAAUAUGAAAUGCACAAUUUUAUUACAACAAACAUCGCAGCCUCUGUAGUUAUAGCAUAUAUAACACAGGAAGUUAAAAUUAAGGGGAGCAUAAACGCACUUUGUAAUAUAAAAAUUCUACUUUUGAAAAAUAUCGCAAACAGACAUCCGGUUAAGAGGAACGUUAUUGUUUUACUUCUUAGAGAUAUUUGUAAGUGUUAUGUUAGUGAGGAUAUCGAAGAUGGAAACAAAAAAUUGGAGAGAUUGGAAGCUAUAGUUGACCUAUUGGUUUACAUUGCAAGAUUUGAAAAACAAUGUAUACCAACAAUUGCUAUAUUCGAUUCCAUAAUGAAUCUUGUUGAUCGCAGUAUAAGCCGAACAUUCAUUUCUAAUAUAUUGAAAUAUUGCGGCCCACCAUAUUCCUUAGAGUUUUCACUUGUGCUAGCUAAGCUCAUAGAAAAUUUCAUCAAUUUGGGUAAAAAUGGAAUCUACAAUCUAAAGAAUGAAAAGGAAUCCAUCCUAAUUAAGAAAUUUAUCAAACCAUUUGUCCAUGAGUGUCUGAUGAAUCACUAUAACAAUUCCGAACUCAUUCGAAUAUCCAAAGGAUGCAACGUCCUGUAA
Molecule: messenger RNA, 2784 nt
Organism: Theileria equi strain WA
Lineage: Eukaryota; Apicomplexa; Aconoidasida; Piroplasmida; Theileriidae
Exons: 10
Coding region: 1-2784 (927 amino acids)
Biological process (GO): negative regulation of transcription elongation by RNA polymerase II
Cellular component (GO): NELF complex; nucleus
Molecular function (GO): RNA binding
Source: RefSeq, a predicted model, not a curated record